Molecule: messenger RNA, 1655 nt
Organism: Zootermopsis nevadensis
Lineage: Eukaryota; Metazoa; Arthropoda; Insecta; Blattodea; Termopsidae
Product: putative nuclease HARBI1
Source: RefSeq, a predicted model, not a curated record
AUGAUAUUGUGUGCAUGUUGGUGGCAAUAUAAAAGUGAAGACCGUAAUGUUUUGUGUUUUUGGUUGGUGUAAAAUGGUUUGGAGAUGUUGAGUAAUAUGUAAGUGAAACUGUGUGGUAAACUAGUAAAUAUUCAUAUCAGAUGUGGCAGAUUAUUUCUGUUAUCACACACUGGCUAUUUGAAUACUGGAAUACACGCCGGAAAGGAUACGAAGAAGAACAUGGGAGGCUACUUCGCCGCAGAAGGUUAUUGAUGUUGCGUCUUUUGCGACAACGGCGUAGGAGAAAUGUGGUAAAAUCUUGUUGGGCUUAUCCUACAACAGGACGAUUUUGGGAAGAAGUUGUGCCAACAUACAGCGACAUCAGCUUCCUGAAACAUUUUGGCAUUGGUCGUGAAACAUUUCAAUGUCUUGUCGACGAACUGUACGUGGAUUUAGUUAGAGAAAAUACAAACAUGAGACGAUCAAUUCCGGUAGAUAAGAGAAUUGCUGUAGCACUUACAGUCUUGAAGAACAGUGACGAUUUUCUUUCGGUUGCCAAACACUUUGGAAUUGGAAAGAGUACAGUACAUCUGAUUUUGAAAGAAUUCAGUAGUGCUGUGUGUAAAACUUUGUAUGACAAAAUUGUGACAUUUCCUGCUACAGUGACGGAAAGGGAAGAAAUUGUGAAUGCGUUCAGCAAUACAUGGCAUUUUCCUGGAUGCAUGGGUGCAUUGGGAACUUCACAUAUUCCAAUUUUGUCACCAUCACUGUCUUCAAGUAGUUAUUUAAACAAGGAGGGAUACCAUUCAAUAGUGCUUCUUGUUGUUGUAGAUCAUCAGUAUACAUUUAGGUAUGCUGAUGUGGGACAACCAGGCGGAAUGAAUGAUGCAGAAAUAUUCCUGAAAAGUGAAUUAUAUAACUUUCUUUGUAGAGAGGUGCUACCAGAAGAAUUUCACUUAAUUGCAGGUUCAUCAUUUCCUCUACGAAAGUGGCUUAUGACACCUUUUCCAUCUAAUGAAUCAAAAGAUUCAAUGCAGAAAAGAUAUGAUUACCAUUUACAAAAAGCCACCACACCUGUAGAGAUAGCAUUUGGUCACUUAAGAGGACGUUGGAAAAUCUUAUUUAAACGAUGUGACUUGCAACUGGACAAUAUGAUCAAUAUUGUUAAGACUUGUUUGGUUCUUCACAACCUCUGUGAAAGCAAUGGAGACCAUUAUUUUGAUUCGUGGGAUGAAAAUGUUUGUGAAGAAAGGAAAACAUUUGUACAGCCAUUACACGUGGAGAAUCUGACAGAUCGUUCUCAAGAAGGAUUUUCAAAGAGAAAUGAAUUGGCUAUUAUUCUGUAUUAACUAAUAUGUUAACAUUGAUUUAAACAUGUAUUUUGAAGUAAGAAAGAGAAACAUUAGAAGUUCAUAUAUUGUAUUUUGUUCGACCCUUUAAAUGCAGUGACUGUAUUGAGCUUAGAAUUAUAGCAUUGAAUUGGGUACAAUUAAAUGGCAUGUUUAUUUGUUUCUGUACAUGUGUCUGUUAAAAUGACCUUAUUUGAAUAAAUUGUAUUGCAAUGAACAUUUUAUAGAAGAUUUGAGAACAAAGUAGUUAUUUGUGUAAAAUCUAUUUAUGUUAUGCUUGUUUUAGCAUUUUAAAAUGCAAGCUGUUACAAAAAACUUAAGAAAAUG